This is a messenger RNA of Ruditapes philippinarum (Manila clam), 6242 nucleotides long. Its product is annotated as DNA ligase 3-like. Gene Ontology annotation, biological process: DNA biosynthetic process; double-strand break repair via alternative nonhomologous end joining; DNA recombination. The record is from RefSeq and is a predicted model, not a curated record. Gene Ontology annotation, molecular function: zinc ion binding; DNA binding; ATP binding. Gene Ontology annotation, cellular component: DNA ligase III-XRCC1 complex. NCBI's taxonomy places the organism in Eukaryota, Metazoa, Mollusca, Bivalvia, Venerida, Veneridae.
GGAAAUGAUCUAAAGAUGGUGAUUCGACUGAUUAAGCAUGAUCUCAGAAUAAAUGCAGGGGCCAAACACAUACUAGAUGCCCUUGACCCAAAUGCGUAUGCAGCAUUCCAGGCUUCACGUGACCUUCGUGAUGUGGUGGAGAGGGUCAUUGAGAACAAAGGAAAUGGUGAAAAACCUGGUCUAGGCAAGAAACUGUCCGUGAGAGCUUCAUUAAUGACUCCUGUAUUACCCAUGCUGGCAGAGGCAUGUAGAUCAGUGGGCCAGGCCAUGAAGAAAUGUCCCAAUGGUUUCUACGCUGAGAUUAAGUAUGACGGAGAGAGGGUACAACUUCACAAGAAAGGAUCCGACUUCCAAUACUUCAGUAGAAGUCUUAAACCUGUACUACCACAUAAGGUUUCACAUUUCAAAGAAUUUAUUCCUAAAGCGUUUCCAUCUGGGGAUGAUCUUAUACUUGAUGCUGAAGUUCUUCUUAUCGACACAAACACUGGCAUACCUCUACCAUUUGGCACCCUUGGUAAACAUAAAAAAGAACAGUUUAAAGAAGCCAAUGUUUGUUUAUUCAUAUUUGACUGCCUUCAUCUGAAUGGAGAAAAUAUUAUGGACAGACCAAUUAAAGAAAGGAGAAAAAUUCUUCAGAAGGAGAUGAUUGAAAUACCAAACAGAAUUUUGUUCUCCGAAAUGAAACAUAUUACAGAGGAAGAUGAUCUCACGGAUAUGAUGACACGGGUGUUUCAGGAAGGUCUGGAAGGUCUUGUACUUAAAGAUGUUAACAGUAUUUAUGAACCUGGAAAGCGUCAUUGGUUGAAGAUAAAGAAGGAUUAUUUAAAUGAAGGACAGAUGGCUGACUCAGCAGAUUUAGUUGUUCUUGGAGCGUUUUAUGGAACUGGCAAUAAAGGUGGGAUGAUGUCUGUAUUUCUAAUGGGGUCACAUGACCCAAACACUGACCAAUGGUGUACAGUGACCAAAGUAGGGAAUGGGUUUGAUGAUGCCACUUUAGAAAAACUACAAAAAGAGCUCAAGAUGGUGAAAAUCAGCAAGAAUUCUAGCAAGGUCCCAGAUUGGCUUAAUGUGAAGAAGAAUAUGAUACCAGAUUUUGUGUCGGCUGACCCAAAAAGUGCACCUGUCUGGGAGAUUUCAGGAGCGGAAUUUAGUAAAGCAGAGGUUCAUACAGCAGAUGGUAUAUCUAUAAGAUUUCCACGUGUAACGAAGGUUAGAGAUGAUAAAUCAUGGAAGGAAGCCACUGAUUUACCAAGACUUAAGGAUUUGUUCAAGAAGUCAAAAGACACAUCAGACAUUGUUAUCCCAGGAACAAAGAAGGGUAAAGGGCCCGGCAAAUCUCCUGCUAAGAAAGGCAAAUCUUCAAGUGGCAGUGAUACAGAUGUGAAUGAUGAUAGUGAUGCAAACAGCAAUGCAACUCCUGUGAAAUCCAAAAGUACAUCAGUGUCAUCUACACCUGGGAAGUCUUCAACACCUGGUGGGACUGUUGGAAUAGCCAAAUACUUUUCGCCAAAAAAGGAACAAAAUUCUCCAUCCAAAGCAAUCAAGCGGACCAAUGAGAAUGGAAAUGAAUCAAGUCCAGCUAAGAAAUCUAAACCUGAAUGUAAAUAUGGUGCAGAUUGUUACCAGAAGAAUCCAGACCACCUAACUAAUUUCUACCAUCCACCAAAAGUACAGCAAACAUCUAACGGGGCACUUCCCAACAUCUUUACAGGAGCUAAGAUUUUUAUUCCAAGUGAUUUGAGGGAUUUCAAGAAACUUAGAAGAUAUGUGAUAGCAUUUGAUGGAGAAGUUGUUCCAGAGUUCAGCAAAACAACUGCCACACAUUCUGUGGUGCCAAGUGAUUAUUCCGGUCCUGGAGAAAAGUGUGAAGGUGUGUGUAUAAGAGACUCAUGGUUGUGGAAGUGUAUUAAAACAAAAUGUUUGCAACCAACAGAAUCUUUUGUGAUUGGAACUUGAUUGUUAUAUUGCAUCAUCUAAAUAUUGUAGACAUUUAUGUUAAACUAGCAAUCUUAACAUUUUUAUUUGAAGUCUAUUUUGUUAUACAUAAUCUGUUAAAAAAAGUGAACAUUUAAGUUGCACAUGUCUAGAUAGUGAACACAUUUUCAAAAAAACCCAAAAAACUUACAUUUUUAAUUUUGAUAGUUUUAGAAAUAUACAUUUGGAAGUUAGGGACUGCUUGUUUUUUGUGCACAGUAUGAGAGAAUUUACUAUAUUUAUACAUAUUUUUUGUACCCUGUGCUUUGUAAUAUAGUAAAGACUAGGGGUGUCAAGGUUAGCAAAUAUGUUAACCAUUUAAAUGGCAACAUGAUAACUGAGUUAAAUGUUUAACUGCCCGUACAAAAAGAACUCUUAGAUUGUGAACAUUAACUUUGUUUUUUUAUGAUAAGAUAUGACAUUUAGUUUGUAUUAUGUUGUACUCAUCUAAUUAAAGUGUUUUUUUUCUGCUACGGCCGUACUGUACACAAUAAGAUAGCAUGCGAUUGAGAAAGAAAACAACAGGUAUGCACUUCAUUUACAAACAAAAAGUCACAUCUUGUCAUAGUUAAAGAAAGGUGAUAUAAACUCAUUCUUAAACUUCUUUGCUAUUGGUCUAAUAUACUAACCUGGGAUUCCAGUAACUGAAUUUUCUAAUCAAAACCAACCAAACCUGUUUAAAAGGAUAAAUGUGACAUCUCUAGUAAGGACUUUAUCUGCAUUUUUUAACAAUAUGUUCAUUUUAUUUCUGUAAGUAUUAAGUGCCUUUUGCUAUGUUUAACUCUUCUUUUUUUGUGCACAUGAUGAUAUAUAUUGUCGGGCAUGUGUAGCCAAGUGGUUAAGGUCACUGACUUCAAACUACUCGCCCCUCACCACUGUAGGUUCACAUCCUGCCAGUCACUUCAGAUUCUUUCAUGUCAGGAAGCUAUCCUAGCUUAUGGAAAGUCUGUGGUUCUACUCGGGUGCCAGUCUGUGCCUGAAAUAAUGCACAGAGGUGUGUCUGAGGUAAUCCCUAGCCAGUAGUUGCCCUCUACUAAGACCUCUACCUUGUUCGUAGAACGCAAAACCCAACAACAAAACAAAAAAACAUUAAAAUAAAACCCAACAAGAAAACUUGUGAUAUUAGCAUGAAUGUUCAACAAAGUGAGGUACAGUGUUGUACACAAAAUUGUGGUCCCUUUGGCCAAUGUCAAGGUUACAUGUAGAGGUCAAAUGGUCAGAUAGAACGUAAAAAUGUUUGUGAUGAUUAUUUAGUCAUUGUGAAUUGUGGGAUUUAAUUUAUAAAUGUUCACAGUUAUGAGACUGAACAUUUGUGUCUGGCAUAUUUUGUGACAACGUAGCACUUUUGUUAUAAAUGAGACUAUUUUUUAAUUUUCGUUGAAUCUGGAAAUGUGCUUCUUUAACCUUGACAUUUAUAACUCCUUAUUCAUAAAUCACUUAGAAUUGAAGGAAAUUUGACGACUGUUGAAUGAAUGAAAUUAAGUUAAAUAAAUAUUUUUGUUGGUAUACAUUUUAUACAAAAACCAAGACAUAAAAUUUAUACAUUAACAUGCUUUUUAUUCAUAUACAUGAUUUGUUUCUUUAGACAUGUUGUUUUCUUUAUUCACUUAGGCAGCUUUGUUUUGAAUUGUUAUUUUCAGUCAUUGUUUUUGUUGUUUAUAUAUAGAUGUCAAUGUAGUUUUCUAAAUGUUUUGAGUUUGUUUUUUGUAUUUCUUAAACCAUUAUCAUGCUUAAUUUGUAUGUUGGGCAUGCUUUGGAUUAUUUUAACUGCUGAUUACUGAUAUUAGUAGUUUUAAAGCUGCAUGCCACCAGCUGAGUCAAAAUCAUUCAAGAAAUUCAAACUUGAGAAAGAUAGACUUAGAGUUUAAGAAAAGUAAAAAAAUAUAUUAUAAGAUUCAAGUAAUAAUUUACAUGUUAUGUGUGAUUUAUGACUGAUUUUGCAGUAUUUAUCACCAUAUUUCUACUGCAUGACUACAGGCUAUUAUUGCAUAUAUUUACCCCUUUUUGGGGGGCGUCCGUGGAUGAGUGGUUAAGGUCGUUGACUUCAAUCCAUAUGCCCCUCACUGCUGUGGGUUCGAAUCCUGACAGGGACUUGGAUUCUUUCAUGUGAGAGCUAGCUUACGGAUUGUGUUGGUUCUACUCAGGUGCACAUUUGUGCCUGAAAUAAUGCACAGAAGGGCACCUGAGGUCUUCCUCUACCAGUAAAGCUGGAACAUCGCCAUAUGACCUAUACUGUGUCGAUGCUGUGUCGGUGUAACAUAAAACCCAAUCAAACAAACAAACAAAACCCGUUUUAGGUAAUUUAUUGUGUGAAUUGUAAGUGCUGUUUGCAAUGUGUAAAUUACAUUCUGUAUUCACUUUAGAAUAUUUCACUAUUGAAUACAUUUGCCAAAUUUUCAUGAAAAUUAGCAUGAAUCUGGAGGCAUGCUGCGUUAAGUACAAUUUUCUAAAAAAGAUACUAAGUAUUCAAUAGUCAUAUCUUGUCAGAGUGCAUGGAUGUGCAAGCUGAUGUCGUGGCAUAGGCAGGUCCACAUUACUUAUACUAAAGGGUUCAGCAUAUAUGCAACAUUUGGUUAAGGCAGUAAUGCAGCAUUUGGAUAAGUAAGCAUGAAUUAUUUGGUUAAGUUAGCUUACAAUAUUUGGUUAAGUGUGUUUGGGAUAUUUGAAUAAAUAAGCAUGCAAUAUUUGGUUAAGCCUUCAAUAUUUGACUAGGUAUGCAUGUGAUUUUUGGUUAAGUAAGUUUGCACUAUUUGGUUAAGUAAGCAUGCAGCAUUUGGCUAGGUAGUUAAGCAAGAUUUAAUUAAGUAUGUUUGAAACAUUUGGUUAAGUUAGUAUGCAACAUUUGGUUUUAUAAGCCAGCAAUAUUAGGUGAAUUAGGCAUGUAGUGUUUUGUUCUUGUCUCAAGUAUAAUCUUUCAAAAAGUGACUUAUUCAUUUGUCAUGUUGAUUAACAUUAAUUUAGUGGAUGCAAGUGAUUAAAGUAAAUACUACUAAUUUUAAGUGCCAUUUUGAGAUUCAUUCCACUUAUGUUUUAUUUUCUUUAUUUUUGUCUCUCAAUGAUUAUGAUGAUUUAUCACGACUUUGAUAAUAUUAUUAUGUGAAUUGUCAUACUACAGUCAAACCUGUGAACAGCAGCCACUGAAGGAAAAGACGGUAAUAGUAGCUGAGGUUCACAGACUGGCUGCUCUUUACAGUAUGCUCUGUAUAGUAUUUCUUGCAACCAGUCUGUUAUAUGCUUGUUUUAUACUUUCCUAUUAUGUGAAUAUUUCUUUUGGCAUCACUCAGAAUUUGAUAAUUACUGAUUUACAAGGCCUAACUCUAUAGCAAUUUGUAGUAAUCUAAUCAUAACAGAUCCUGCACAAUAGUAUUAGAUACUCAAAAUAUUGGCACUAUGGAGUAAUAUUUAGGGUAGUAAACAGGUUUAGGACUUUGUUUAUUUUCAUUCUAACAUGCAAAUAGAAUAUAUAUUCAAGAAUAAUACAUGUAAUAUUUCUUUAUAUUUUGACCUUUUCGAUGCUGAAAAAUAAUAUUGUUGUUUAAUUUUACGAUACAUUAAAUCUGGUUGUUACAAAAUUUACUUCAUAUAUAAGAUUAUUGUUCCUUACAUGGUUGACAAGGAACAUGACUCUAGAAUCUUAUAUUUCAAGAAUUAUCCCUCUUUGACUUCGAAUUUUGCUUUUAGAAUUAUCUUCUUUGUUAAUGUUUUCACUUAAGACUGGCGAUAGCUUAUGUUAUCAUCACUCACAUACAUGUAUAUAGGUCCAUAACCCCAGCACCUAUAUCUCAAGAAUUAUCUCCCCUUUGACUGUAAAUUUUAUUGUUUCUUUGUUAUUGUAGGGAUUUUCUUGAAACUUUUGAUAGUAAAUAUAUUGUUAUAGUUAACAUUCCUUAUAACAAUUCUUCAAAAACUUUAUUCCAAGAAUAUAAAAAUUUCAUGUCAAAUUUUAAAUUCUAAUUAAGAUAUUUAUUGUUAAAGAUAUUACUCAAUAUUUUCUAUAGUUGUUCCUUAACCUCAUCAAUUUAAGAUAUGAAAAGGGACAUAAUUCUGGUCCCAUAUACAGUAUUCCCUCAUUUUCAUUUAAAAGUUUUAAUACUUAUAAAACCGUCAAUGGUAGAAUGUGAUCAGUCUAUUCUUGUACAAUAAGUAGUUGUUUUGAUGGCUGUACUCUAAUAUGUAUAUUGUGAUGUUUUUAUACUCAUCUCAGGUUUUCUUUGUAUAUAUUUAUGUCUGAUAUAGAAUGGAAAUAAAUGAAUGAAACCUUGUUUAAA